CUCAGCCCGCCCGUCCACGCGCGUCACCAUCAACAACACAACUCCACUCAUCUUUCCCAAACACUUGCAACCCACUUUUUGAUGCGCAAUGGGCAUUCCCAUCGGAUGGAACAUUAAGCGCGACGAGGCAAAUGACAAGGACGUACUGAGAGCCGACUUGACGGGCCAUCGCUCACCCAUCCGCCGACGCGUCAGACCGAACAGAUCGCCACGACCGAAUAGCACGCUUGAUACUGAGUUCCUCAUAGCCGCCUCUGGCUCUGCUCCCGUCAUCGAAUGGAUACCACGCUCGUCGCAUCGCACGCGCCUCGCGCCACCACCAGUGCCUGAACUCUCGAGAACCGACUACCGCGGCAACGAGGCUGCGGCCAACUCACCUGCACCCCUGGGCCCCAAUAGCACCCUGCAUCGUUCGCGCAAUCGUCUCGAUGAGUUUAUGCGUUCGUAUGCGGCGCGCAGAGCCUUGGAGACUGAUCGCUCCAUCGCUGUUUUUACCCCCGGCUUUGCGCCCGCAGCAGGUUCACAGAGCUCAGAAUCAGACACGAUGCACGGCGCGCGAGAAUUUUCCCGCAUGCGUGAGAGGGCGUCGUAUCGUCGCACUGCCCCUCUGAGAUUGACCCGUUCACGGAGUCCCCGCGCUGACCGAUCUGCGGCAAGAAGUGAUACUGCAAGCGCGCCCGAGGAAGACCACGAAAGCAGUGACAACCACGCUGUAGCCUUUCCGCCGCUGCGUAGGAUGGGUCGCCGCACUAUUGCCGAUGGACCAUUACCCAGUAGCUCGUUACGUGAGUCUUGGAGUCCAGUUCCUGCUCUUGAUGGCUUGGGCGACCGCAAUCGCAGCGUCAGUCCGCUUGACGACCAACUGCACUGGGACAGCUUCCUUACGACGGUGGUUGAUGACCCGGUUGCACCAACUGCUGCAUCGUCAUUUGCGUCAGCUGCAGCCUCAGCCUCGUUCUCAAACUCCCACUCAAGCUCGCGAUCGGGAAGUUCAAACUCGGCAGCAUCCUCACAAACCCACCUUACAGUUCCUUCGCGACUACCAAGUCCUCCACAGCACGACCAGUUCCUGCGCGCUUGCGAUACUUCAGAUAACGACACGGCUUCGGAUACCGAAGAGGAAGAGACAGACGUGCCUGCUCCCAUGCGCCGCCCCCAGCGGGAGCGCUCGAGGGAUGGCUCCAGUCCCUCAAACUCGACGGCUCCCCGUCGCCGAAUGCGUCCAUCGUACUUCUCCAGCGACCCUCCAGCCCGAGAUGCAGACCGCUACUCGCUCCGUGUGAUUGACCGGUCCCGUGACUCCAGCGACUACGUCCACAACUACUACAGCCGAGGCAACUGGAGACACAGCCAGACAGAAGAGCCGCAAAGACUUCAGAUGUCCUCACAACUCGAUGGGCCGGCUGACGAGCCUGCGAGCACAAGUGAGGCAGAGACUCCCCCGCUCACACGGGCCGAUUCUACGCCGUUGGACCAGGAACUCCGUGACGCACGAUCAUUGCUCGAACGCCUUGCUUCUCGCGAGGAUAUCAGCGACGACUUUUGGGCUUCAGUUGGUCUCACACGAUCGUUUGCUGAUCCGGUUCAGCGAUUCCAGGAACUUGAACGUCUCUAAGAAAAAAGGACUAAAAGAGAUUUUUUUCCUACCAUCAUAUACUGUAUGAUGUGUCGUUUGGCUAGGCUGGCUCAGCAAAUGACCAUCAUUCCUUUCUUUCUUGCUCUUCUUUGGACAUCGAUGAUAAUCAACUAUCUCCUCCUCUUUCACUAUACAUAUCACAAUCUUGGUAAUCUGCAUUUUUGGGGCACCCCGGCGUAUUUGGACUACCUGAUGCUUUUGUUUUUUUAUGCGAACACUUGUUGAUGAACAAGGAUACGGAGGGGAAGGCGACGGGGACAGGACGAACAAUCAUGGCAUUUCAUGAAUUGUAUACCCAUUGGACUUUACUGCAAAGCCAACAAUUAGAAGGGCAGUAUGAAGGUAAACUGCUUAUAGCCUGUUUAUGUAUUAUCUAGAUAAAGCUAGUUGCCCAUUGGAUUAGGAGAGCCAUGGAUGAAUAGGGAAUACUAAAAG
Bipolaris sorokiniana ND90Pr is the source of this 2071-nucleotide messenger RNA. RefSeq lists its product as uncharacterized. The record is from RefSeq and is a predicted model, not a curated record. Bases 89 to 1615 code for a protein of 508 amino acids. The transcript has a single exon. NCBI's taxonomy places the organism in Eukaryota, Fungi, Ascomycota, Dothideomycetes, Pleosporales, Pleosporaceae.